Messenger RNA from Pelobates fuscus (common spadefoot toad), 2452 nucleotides. RefSeq names its product lymphocyte cytosolic protein 1 (gene LCP1). Lineage: Eukaryota; Metazoa; Chordata; Amphibia; Anura; Pelobatidae. Gene Ontology annotation, molecular function: actin filament binding; calcium ion binding. The record is from RefSeq and is a predicted model, not a curated record. Gene Ontology annotation, biological process: actin filament network formation; actin filament bundle assembly. Gene Ontology annotation, cellular component: actin filament; actin filament bundle; cytoplasm. The coding region runs from base 191 to 2074 and encodes 627 amino acids. The transcript is spliced from 17 exons.
UUCUUUAAACCACAAAAUAAAGUUUAACUUGCUUCUCAGAUCACACAAGCACAUUUUCAAGAUAGCCUUCUGCUUUCUGCCUCUUCCAUUCUACAGAUUACUUAAGGAAACCAUACGACUCUGCAGUUGCACAGGAAGCCUGUGGUCAGCUAACAGAGCAGCAUCAGGGUGCAUAAAAUAGCAGAAAAAGAUGGCAUCAAAGGCACCCAUUACAGAGGAAGAAAUGGAGGAGCUCAGAGAGGAGUUUACUAAAAUUGAUAUUGAUGGCAAUGGUUAUAUAAGUCCUAAUGAAUUGAGUGAUAUGUUCAAAGCUGCUAACUUGCAACUUCCUGGAUACAAAGUGCGGGAAAUCAUUAAAAGCUUCAUGGAGACUGGAGACCAAAACAGGGAUGGAAAGAUUAGUUUUGAUGAAUUUAUUGCUGUUAUUCAUGAUCUUAAAAGCUCAGAUGUUGCUAAAACAUUUAGAAAAGCCAUAAACAAGAAAGAAGGGAUUUGCGCAAUUGGUGGCACAUCUGAACAGUCUAGUGUUGGUACCCAACAUUCAUAUUCAGAAGAGGAAAAGUAUGCCUUUGUAAACUGGAUCAACAAAGCUCUGGAGAAAGAUCCUGACUGCAAGCAUGUUAUACCCAUGAACCCAGAUACAGAUGACCUAUUCAAAGCAGUGGGGGAUGGAAUUGUACUUUGCAAAAUGAUUAACCUUUCUGUGGCAGACACCAUUGAUGAAAGAGCUAUCAACAAAAAGAAGCUCACACCUUUUACCAUCCAGGAAAAUCUGAACUUAGCUCUGAAUUCUGCUUCGGCUAUUGGCUGCCAUGUGGUAAACAUUGGUGCUGAAGACCUGAAGGAGGGAAAACCCUACUUAGUCUUGGGACUUUUGUGGCAAAUUAUCAAGAUUGGCCUGUUUGCAGACAUCGAGCUCAGCCGUAAUGAAGCUCUGAUUGCUCUUUUGCGAGAAGGAGAAAGCCUAGAGGAUCUGAUGAAGCUUUCACCAGAAGAACUGCUUCUGAGAUGGGCCAACUACCACCUGGAGAAUGCCGGUUGUAACAAAAUCAAUAACUUUAGCACAGACAUCAAGGACUGCAAGGCCUACUACUACUUACUUAAUCAAGUUGCUCCGAAAGGGGAAGAAGACGGUGUUCCUGCCAUUGACAUUGAUAUGACAGGUCUAAGGGAGAAAGAAGACCUAAAAAGAGCAGAGUGUAUGUUGGUUCAGGCAGACAGGCUGGGUUGUCGUCAGUUUGUUACUGCCACAGAUGUUGUCCGUGGAAAUCCAAAGCUUAAUUUGGCUUUUGUCGCAAAUCUUUUCAAUAAAUACCCAGCCCUACAGAAACCAGAAAACCAAGAUAUUGACUGGAGCUCUAUUGAAGGUGAAACAAGGGAGGAAAGGACAUUUAGAAACUGGAUGAACUCUCUGGGUGUGAAUCCUCGUGUAAAUCACUUGUACAGUGACCUGUCUGAUGCGCUUGUCAUAUUCCAGUUGUAUGAAAAGAUUAAGGUACCAGUAGAUUGGAGCAGAGUAAACAAACCACCAUAUCCUAAACUGGGAGAAAAUAUGAAAAAGCUUGAAAACUGCAACUAUGCUGUUGACCUGGGCAAAAACAAGGCCAAGUUUUCUUUGGUUGGAAUUGCAGGGCAGGAUCUGAAUGAAGGAAAUCGGACUCUGACAUUAGCUUUGCUGUGGCAGUUGAUGAGAAGGUACACAUUGAAUAUUCUGGAGGACAUUGGUGGAGGACAAAAGGUUAAUGAUGACACAAUUGUUACCUGGGUGAAUCAGACACUGAAUGAAGCUGGGAAAUCAUCGUCAAUAAGUGGAUUCAAGGAUGGCAAAAUUAGCACAAGUAUGCCAGUCUUAGAUUUGAUCGAUGCAAUCCAGCCCGGCUCAAUUCAUUAUGACCUUUUAAAAACAGAAGACCUAAAUGAUGAUGAGAAACUCAACAAUGCUAAAUAUGCAAUUUCAAUGGCAAGAAAAAUUGGGGCAAGAGUCUAUGCUUUGCCCGAGGAUCUGGUGGAAGUGAAACCAAAGAUGGUUAUGACAGUCUUUGCUUGUCUCAUGGGAAGAGGAUUAAAGGUUUAAAAUAACGUAAUGCUGGCAGCAAUUACAGUGUCCCUUUAAUUGCCUGUAUCACAAGGUUCAUCUGGCUAUUGUAAGACUUUCUGGAAAUAACUAAUAUAUCUUCGUUAUCAGUAUAAAAUAUCCCUGUCCCUAAAGGAAAGGCUCAUUUUCACACCCAAUACAGUGUACACAUAAGAAAAUAAAUACAACUUUAAAAAAUCAGCUUUAUUAGUAUGAUGUGUGAAGAGGGGAUUCUUCUAAGUACCAAACUGCUUUUUUUGUUGAUUACACAAGUAACAAAACCUUUUUAAGAUCUAUCAGUACAAUUAAAUGUGCCAUUUUGUGUUCUAUUGUCCAUACUACUUGUUUCAUUGCUAUUAAAGAAUAAUUUGAAUUGUA